AUGGCUACUUACUUUGUUCAAAAACCAGAUCGAAUUAAUAAUUCACCAAAACGAAAGAAUAAAAAAUUAGAAAGUUAUACACUCUCAACAGCCCAAUUACCUGAAGUAAGUAUUGGACCGAUUAACCAGACGCAACGACAACAACUCCACAAGCUACUAUUACAAUACACUGAUUUAUUUGCUACCGAUGAUAAUGACUUUGGCCGAACCAAUUGG
Messenger RNA from Ambispora gerdemannii, 216 nucleotides. The record is from the annotation of a GenBank genome assembly. Lineage: Eukaryota; Fungi; Glomeromycota; Glomeromycetes; Archaeosporales; Ambisporaceae.